Molecule: messenger RNA, 609 nt
Organism: Striga asiatica
Lineage: Eukaryota; Viridiplantae; Streptophyta; Magnoliopsida; Lamiales; Orobanchaceae
Source: the annotation of a GenBank genome assembly
AUGCUCGACGUCUUCGAGCCAUUCCUGUCGACAUCUCAUGCGACAAAAACGCAGCCAUCAUACUUGGAACGGACUGUUCGCCUUCAUGGUUGUCUAAAAUGUGCUCGGCUACGCUGUCGGAUCCGCCGACUCAUCUGGUUAAAUAAUUGUAUAACGGCUAUAUUUUACCUCUUAUUAACCGGAGAAAAGAUGGUCACGUUCGAGGCAAUCGGGGUCUUCCAGGAUCAGAUAUAUGCGCAACAGGGACAAGUCCCUUGGCGUGCCUUCCCCAACACCGUCCACGAUCCCAGCCACCAACUCUCCGACACCGGCAUAUUCUGCGUCCAUCAUUUAAGCAUUCCCAUCACAGCCUCCGUCGCGCUCACAUUGUACAACCAUUUUUCCGACAUGUCUCAUUCUUCGGUACAUUCUCCGGUACAGGUUCCGACGGUAUCUCCGACAACACCUAAUCGAUCCUCCGAUGUGCUCCAUGCCUUCUCCGAGUCCAUCUCAGAUAACGACCCCUCUGCCUACCCCGACGAGUUCCCCAUAAGUGGAGGUUUUGGCUACGGCCACUUCGUCGGCCGGUGUUCCUUCGAGUUCUGCAACACCGUCAGGGUCGCCGGAUGA